GAGGCUCUGACUGGGAGUCUGUCAGCUCUCUCUCUCUCUCUCUCUGUUCCUCCCAUCCCUUCUGUGUGAUCUUAAGAAUCCUUCCAAGGACCUGCAUGUACAACCACCACAAAACACACAGCAGCAGCUACAUAGCCUCUACAAGGACACUCACCCUUAGAUUUGUACUGACCCUGCCAUGGCAUCUUCACCAUAAAGGGGGACAGUGGCACCAGCUGAAGGAAAGCAAGGAGUCGUUUGGUUUCCUUAUCAGUUCCCAAAGUGGCUUAAGGAGGAGCUUGUAAAUUUUUUCUUGCUUGUUUGGAGAUGGUAACAGAACACAGAAGACAUCACCAAGUGUGGGAAGUGGUGGAGGAAACCCUGAAGUGAAUGACAGGAUACAGGACACUGCAAACACUAAGGCACAAUUGUCCCUGCUCCUUUAGGACAUAUUUGUGUGUUUUCCUGGAACUGGACUAAGGAAUAUAGGAUUUGUAAGGAAAUUUUGCUUUCUUAUCACUUGAAUUGUUACCAAUCCAGCCUGAGGAUGCCUUGCAGGUUGGUGCUCUGGUGCUGCUGGGUGAUGCUCAUCUAUUUAGCUGGUGCUACUAAGGGAGACAAGUGCGGUGGGACUAUAAUGAUCGAGGAACCCGGUUACGUUGUUUCCCCCGGAUAUCCGAACUCGUACACCUCCUCGCAGAAAUGCGAAUGGAUAUUAAAGAUCAAGUCGCCUAAAAAGGACCAGAGGAUUCUUAUCAACUUCAACCCACACUUUGACUUGGAAGACAGAGAAUGCAAAUACGACUAUGUGGAAGUCUUCAACGGGGAGAAUGCAGACAGUCCUCUUUUGGGCAAAUAUUGUGGAAAAAUUGCACCAUCAGCUGUGGUGUCCAAUGGACCAUCCUUGUUUAUCAGAUUCGUGUCAGACUAUGAAACGCAUGGAGCUGGAUUCUCAAUUCGCUAUGAAAUCUUCAAAGCAGGUCCAGAAUGCUCCCAGAACUUUACGUCAGCAUACGGAGUUAUCAAAUCCCCCAAAUAUCCAGAGAAAUACCCCAAUAAUGCCCAAUGUACAUACAUUAUUUUUGCACCAAAGAUGUCGGAGAUCAUUAUGGAAUUUGAAAGCUUCGAAUUGGAGCCGGACACUAAUGCUCAAGCCGGGAGACCGUGUCGAUACGACUACUUGGAAAUAUGGGACGGCUUUCCUGAAGUGGGACCCCAUAUUGGACGUUACUGUGGACAGAACAACCCAGGACGAGUCCGGGCCUCAUCUGGAAUCAUGUCCGUUGUUUUUCAUGCAGACAACGCGAUCGCAAAGGAAGGAUUCUCUGCAAACUACUCUGUAUUACAGAGCAAUGCAGAACAAGAUUUCGAAUGCAAAGAAGCCCUCGGGAUGGAAUCUGGGGAGAUAACUUCAGAUCAGAUCACGGCAUCUUCACAUUAUAGCACCAACUGGUCCACAGAAAGGUCAAGACUCAACUAUCCGGAGAACGGAUGGACACCUGGUGAGGACACGGUUAAAGAAUGGAUACAGGUAGACCUGGGACUGCUCCGAUUUGUUUCUGGAAUUGGCAUGCAGGGAGCCAUAUCAAAGGAAACCAAGAAAAAGUAUUACGUGAAGACGUAUAAAGUUGAUAUUAGCUCCAAUGGAGAUGACUGGAUUACCCUUAAAGAUGGAAGUAAACAACUGCUAUUUUUAGGAAAUACCAACCCAAUUGAUGUUGUAUACGGUGCCUUCCCCAAGCCCGUCCUCACCCGUUUUGUGAAAAUCCGCCCUGUCACAUGGGAGACUGGCAUUUCAUUACGAUUUGAAGUCUAUGGCUGUAAAAUUUCAGAUUAUCCCUGUUCUGGAAUGUUAGGAAUGGUUUCAGGACUUAUAUCCGAUUCCCAAAUCACAGCGUCCAAUGAGUUUGAUCGUAAGUGGCUUCCGGAGCAUGCCCGUCUUCUGACCAGCCACAAUGGUUGGGCACUGCCACCUCCAACUAAUCAUGUAUACAACAACGUGUCGCUGCAAAUUGACCUCGGAGAGGAAAAGACUGUGCGAGGAAUUAUCAUUCAGGGUGGGAAGCACAGAGAGAAUAAAGUUUUUAUGAGAAAAUUCAAAAUUGGAUAUAGCAGUAAUGGGCAAGACUGGGAACCUAUCAUGGACUCAAAAAAGAACAAGGCAAAGAUAUUUGAAGGCAACACAAACUAUGAUACUCCAGAAUUGCGCACAUUUGCACCCAUUCCAACCAGAUUCAUCCAGAUCAUUCCCGAAAGAGCAUCGGUGUUAGGACUUGGCCUACGAAUGGAGCUGUUGGGUUGUGAAGUUGAAGCACCAACAAUUGUUCCCACCACCCCCAAGAUCAGCGCUGAAGAUGACUGUGACGACGAGUUGAUUCCUUGCCACAGUGGGACCAGCGAAGACUACAAGCUCACAGCAGGAACUACAAUUCAGAGUACAGAGACGCCGACGACCGAAGACAUCACAAAAUCAGAGCUACCACCCAGUGACCUGGACUGUAAGUUUGGAUGGGGAUCAGAGAAGACCAUUUGUAAAUGGGAACACGACAGUAAUGUAGGGCUGAAGUGGACAGUCCUGAACAGCAAAACGGGCCCGGUACAGGAUCACACAGGAGACGGCAACUUUAUUUACUCCGAAUCCGACGAAAGACACAGCGGUAAAGUGGCCCGCCUCCUGAGCCCCGUGGUGCCUUCCAUAAACUCUGCCCAGUGCAUGACCUUCUGGUACCACAUAUCGGGGUCUCACGUCGGCUCUCUGAGCGUAAAACUACAUUACGAGAGACAAGAAGGCUUCGACCAACUCCUCUGGGUGGCUGGGAGCGACAGCAAAUUUCACAACACAUGGCGAGAAGCCCGAGUCCCCCUGUACAAGUCCAUAAAGCCGUAUCGGGUGGUGGUGGAGGGCACGAUUGGCAAAGGAAGUACUGGAGGAAUCGCCGUGGAUGAUAUCGCCAUUAUCAAUAAAAUUGCUCCUGAAGACUGCAAAGGGCCUGAGCCACCAGAAUCUGGAGCAGGUACCGUGGACCAAACAAAUGUUAAACAAGGUAUCACACCUAACUAUCCUGGUUGGAACAACGACACAGUUAUCCGGCAUCCAGGGGGUGUACUGAAGAAUUUGGACCCCAUUCUUAUCACCAUCAUUGCAAUGAGUGCACUGGGGGUACUCCUAGGAGCUAUAUGUGGCGUGGUUCUCUACUGUGCCUGUUGGCACCAAGUCAUGUCACAGAGGAACUUGUCAGCCCUAGAAAAUUACAAUUUCGAACUGGUGGAUGGUGUCAAGUUGAAAAAGGACAAACUAAACACACAGAAUACAUAUUCAGAGGCAUGAGGAAGCGGCAAGAGGAAACAUAAUGUUGCAGAUACUUUUGGUGAAAAAGACUAAAGUCAAUCUUGGUGAAGGCGGACCGAUGAUCUUUUACUGUUUAGGCUAAAAAAAAAGUGCGUUGGUUGUCGUGAAGCCAAACUUCUCUCAGGAGCUUCAGUGAAUAUACCUGAAAACUAUGAACGUAUAUACAAUCUGAAUCAUGUACAGCUGGCUUUUCUGUUUGUUAUUUUGUUUCCGGAUAAUCAGAUGCUGGUGUUGAGACCAAUUUUGAUCGAGUUUAUGGUUUUGUAACCUCUUGUUUCGUUUUUGUUCUGUUUCCUGCUGCGGAUACUUCUUGGUUGUGCACCGAACCCGAAAUGUGGUCACGAGACAAAACACUGAUUUGGGGGGGUUUCGAACGGGGCACCCAGACUUUAGUGUCCUACUCCCUACGCAUCAAUGGACUCGCAGCACAACUACUUCAUGUUUGUGCAUAUCUGUCUGUGCUGUAAACAAAGGCUUAGGAAGUCCCAAAAUGUGCCACUAUGAUGUUUUAUGGCAUUUUUGAAGCAAAGCUAUCCAUUAUUGUUGUGUUUCAGUGUUGUUCUGAAGCAUAGUGCUUAAAAAAAAAAGUCUAUACAGUACAUGCACCGUCAUCAAAUGCAAUGGCAAUAGGGGGUAUCGGUUUACCCUUUGAGGAAAUGUUGCGGCACUAGCUAGUGGAUGUCCUCUCAAGUGCCUUUUUGUGUUUGUGUUAGUUUUGACUGUAUUUUCACUGAUUACAAUAAUCUUCUUUUUUUUAUCAUAGGCCCUUGUCAAUAACUGUGUACUAGAAUGGUCAUUUUUUUUACAAUGAUCUCAAAAAGGCAAGGGCUUUAGGUAAACCACCAACAUGGCUUUUAUUUCUGAAAAUUGGUUCUUUUAGUUUUUAAAUCGAAACCACAAGUUUAUGGUUAAAAAAAAGCUGCAAUAUCCUAUUUGUGUUCUUCUCUGUAGAAUGUAUUUAACAGUUUGUACUCAACUCCGAGUAGACAAUGUAAAGCUUCUGCCAUUGACUCAGAGGCAAAAAGCAGCUCUGUGGCUGAAGACCAUCCUUUUUGUUUCAAUCGAAUAAGGGAACGUUCUGACAUUUACCCUACAAAGUUUAACUUUGACUUUCUGUUAGGAGGUCCGAAGCUUCGGUAUCAUUUUUCCAAAAAGUCAGGUGCUUAUGAAAUAUCAUGUGGUAAAGAAGAGGGGAGAACAGAAUUGUGUUUCUCAAUGCAGAUCCAUCAACCUAGGUUGGUUUCUAACCCAUAGGUAUGCCACAAAAUUGCUUUCUGGACCCUUAUUGUUAUAAAAAAAACAAGUAAAAACAAACAAAAAACCCUUAGGACUAUACUACAUGAGCAAAGUAUGAUAGCACAAAUGGGCCUCUGAAAUGGCCAAAGUUCAGUCACCCUUUAUGGAAUUUAAGUUUACCAUUAGCCAAAGUUUCAUUGCGCCAUGAGCUCGACAUAGAUUCAAAAUAAAUUCCUACAGAGUGCUACUGAUCAUGAUCAUGGAUGAUUUCAGUAGGAUGGUCACCCUAUGAAUAUUAAGGAGAUAUAUAUAAAAAAAAAAAAGGAAGAGAUGCGCUCCUAGUGGAGAAUCAUAAGGUGGGUUUGACGUGUGGGCGUGUCUUUUGCACCUUACCGUGUAGCGUUGUGCUGAGGGCACAACACCUUGAUGAGCUUGUAGACUCGCUGGGGUUUGUAGUUGAAGAUAUGGGCGGCAGCCUGGGCGUCCUUCACCGUGACCUCCAGGUCGUGGUGUAGCUUUAGUAUGAGGAGAACCGAAAAGAUAGGGCUUGCUUAGCCCUUGGCGCCUAUUCCCCAAGUGGAAUAGGCGCCAAGGGCUAAGCAAGUCCUAUCUUUUCGGUUCUCCUCACCCUAUGAAUAUUGACUUUAGUAACUCAGAUCUCAAAGCGUAUAGUUGACCAUACACAAUUAUUUCAUCUGAUCACCCCAUAUACAUGCACUCUUGGUUUGCCCAAGCAUGCAUGCAUUUCCUCUGGAGCAAGGAGGUAUAAGCCUCUGCCAGAGUCUGGCAACAACUUUCCCCCAGAGAACAAAAGGAACUGGCAGAUAAAAUCCAACAGCUUGGUGGUUAUCUCCCCCGUCAGCUGCCAUUGGGAAGGAAUUGAGAGACCCCCAUACACAUCAGAUUGAAAUUGUCAGCUUUGGCGGAUUUGUAUCUAAUAUUUAUGGCUAGCUUAAGAAUUUAAGGUCCCCAAACACUUUAGUCAAAAGUCGACCAAACCCGCUGACUUUGGCAGGACGGACUGUCUAAGGCUGGUUCACUUUUGUGUCAGAUGUCUGUUCAAGACCUUCGUCACAGAUUUCAUUCGGGGCCGGAAAACAGAACAGAAUGGUUUGUUGUUGAUACCAACAGAUCCUGAAAGAUCCCAUUGACGUCAUUGGGGUCCAUCUGUAUUCUGUCUGAUGUCUGCUUAUUUAGCAGGAUUUAACUGGACAAAAAAUAUUGCUUUCAGUAAAAAAAUGUUGUCCGGUCAAAUCUUGCUAAAUAAGUGGAAACUACAUUGGAGCCCAAGUUAACGGAGCUCAGUCACAAAUGUGAACCUAGCCUAAAGUGUAUUUUUGUUUCCUCACCCCAACAGAUAAUAUCGGGGUAGAGAUAAGUCGUGCCCAGAGGUGUCUGACAAAGGCUGUUGCUUCCUCCCUCUUGAGAACAAAAUAAACAUUCAGAAGUGUUAAACGUUCAUGUGUAUGCUGACAUUGGGGGAGAUACCUGUUAGCCAAACGAAUGUUGAAAGUGUAUGGUCACCUUUACACUAUAGAUUUUGGGUUCAUAUAUAAAAUUGAACUGUCAUGAAAUUGUAUAAUGAUAUAAAGUAAUUGACCAUAUACUUAGAGUAAUGUAACUUUUGUUACCGUAGGUGCUUUGACCAUUACUUUGUGCCAUUGUGGUGUCCUAGGUUGUCGCAAAUAAUUGAGAAAAUGCAAAUCAGUAAAUUUUCUGAAUCUAAGCAGACAGAUAAAUCUGCUCAUUUCCACCAUAUCAUAAAACGUUUGCCUUCAUGUCCCCAUGUACGUUCCAUUGAUGAUUGGUUUUAUGUGCAUUGCUUUUACAAUAUGUUGUCGGGUGUUUUAGAUUCAAAUUAUUCACAAUUAGUAGGAUUGUAAUUUAUUAUUUAUUGCUUCUUUAGAACAUGUUAGAAUUUUUAGAUGUACCCUUGGCUUUAAAAUCCACCCAUGUCUCGCCUGCUCCUGGAGAGCACAAAACCGGGACAGCAAAUAGAUCCUUAAGUUAUGACCACGAUACUGUAUGAACCUGCGGGAAAAAUCUUUGCUGGCUGCUCUUAUGGUGAUCAAUAAAUACAGGUCUGGAUGACUUGUACGCCUGUGAUUUCACAACAGGAUUAAGUGUUGUCAUAAAAUCACAGCCGAAAUGAUGUAAUAAAAUUAGAGAGUAAUGGCCUUGUCCUCUGCCGUGUACUGUACCGGGCCCCUAACCUCCCUAUGGCAUCACAUAGAAGAGACGGGAAUAUAAGGUGCUACAAACCUCUGCCUGUUUGUUACGUGUUGGUCACAUCGCACAAAUACUAAGGGCAAAAUACAAAGGCAGAUGUCUCAAUGACACCGGAGGUCUAUGGGACACUUGCCCAUCCUUACAUACCCUCUCAGCAAUGAAUACCACCCUUUCCUCUUCACAUUGAAAAGGGAAGGGAUGGGUUUGGUGUUAUGCUUCAGAAAAUCCCUCUGUGAACUUCCAAGAUCUCAUAAUCCCCUCUUACUGCAGUUAUAGUCCCAAUUUUCCUCUCGGACUAUGUUACAAAAUGUCAUAAUAGUCUGAUGUGUUGCUAAAAACAGGCAGGACCUAGUUUCUGAUGGAAAGGCGGUUCAUGAAUGCUGGUUCUUUUCCAUUUAAAGGGGUACUCCGCCCCUAGACAUCUUAUCCCCUAUCCAAAGGAUAGGGGAUAAGAUGUCAGAUCAUCAGGGUGCUGCCGCUGGGGACCCCCGCAAUAUAGCAAGCAGCACCCACCUGUAACUGCUUCCGAAAGAGCUGUCACGCAUCCUCCCAUAGACUUGCAUUGAGGGGGCGGUGCGUGACGUCACACGGGGGCGGAGUCGUGACAUCACAAUCUUCCGUCCCCGUGGUCUUGAGGAAUUAGCCUGAGAGCCUCCAGUGCUUCCGGGAACCAGUUACAGGUGGGUGUUGCUUGCUAUAUUGCGGGGGUCCCCAGCGGCGGGACCCAAGCGAUCUGACAUCUUAUCCCCUAUCCUUUGGAUAGGGGAUAAGAUGUCUAGGGGCGGAGUACCCCUUUAAAAGAUUGUGAGUUCAAGAAAGGGUAUCAACAUCUUUAAAGAUUGUGGAGAUCUCAAGAGAUGGACUGUCUGAGAUGCCACUUCACCAGACCAUUGUUGUAAAGGUUUUAUAUGGGAUAACCAUUGUUACCACCCAUCUUAUAUUUUAGAUAGUCCUCUGUUAUCUGACUUAACCACAACCUGAAGAACAAUUCCAAUAUAGUCAAACUCCUCCUUGCUAAAAAUUUAUGGUCUACAAUUAUUUUUUCACAAAAAUAGAAGUAUAAAGCAAGAUCUGUGCUAUACAAAUGUUAUCCGAAUUUAGACUGUUUGCUGGGAAAACAAGAGUAUUGCUUUGUCACAUUUUCAUUUUCGUUGCUUAUCACAUUGGUGUUUUAUUCCUUUAUAUAGAGGUUCUGUAAUUUGGGAAGUAUAGUGUAGUCUUCUGCUAAGACAGGGAUACCAGUGGAACCUGAUGGGCCCCAUUAUAAGUCAAUGAGAUUUGCAGGGAUUUGUUUACGGUAAUUAACUAGAGUGUGAGCAGAGGCAUACUACACUAAUCCUUUGUAUAAUUUAAGAAAAAGUUAUUCAUUUAGAGAGUGUUGUAUUAUAUUGCUUUUCUAGCACCUUUUUAAGCAGCACCCAAGUAUUGCUUGGGUUGUGAUUUGAUUUUUGCGGGCAUUUUGACCUUUUUGUAUAUUUUGUGUAUAACUUUUGCCUGUUUUUUAUUUUUUUUAUUUUUAUUUCUCAUUAAUCAAAACUUAAUGGCCAAAAAGAAAAUUCAAAACACAUUAAUCAUAAGGCCGGUUUGAGAUGAAGGUGAUAUGGCCACAUAGAGAUAUUUGAUGCUUUCACUUUGAUUAAUCAGAUCCAUGGUCUUAUAUGUAAUAUAGACACAAAAAUACAGCCGUAAUACGCUCGUCUGAAACCGGGCGAAAACUUGAGCUCUUAUCAUGGCACCGAUCGAGGUGAUUCUGGGAAAAAUGAUACUGAAUCUUUAGAACUGAGAGAAAGGAAUCUUGCACUGAAAACUAUAUUUAAAAUUAUAUGUUGAUAACAUUAUUAACUCUUUGCCAACCAGAGAGGGCGCCGCCGCCCCCCCUCUGCUUGGACCAGAGGGUUUGUUUGUAAAGGCAGUGUUAAAGAAAAUUGUUCAUUUAUAUUUGUUUUAGAUUGUUUCAUAAUUUUGAAAAUGUAAAAUAACAUAUUUUUUCUUUAUCGAAAACUAUUAAAAAAACUUUUUUCUGUAGUAAAAUGAUUUCAUUUUACUGGUAUAUUAUUGCUUCAUGUUUUGUAUCAUCAUGAAAUUUUGUGCAAAUUUUUUUACAGAAAUUUUUAUUUUGUAUGACAAUAUGACACUUGUAAACUGUUGUUUUGGAAUGAACUGCAAAGCCUUAACUUUGAACGACAUUUGUAUUCUUGGACAUUGAAUUGCAUAAUAUCACAUAAAAUAGAACUGUAACUUAAUUCCCAAACGAUGACUACUACAUUCCAAAGAUACAGUUGAAAUAAACAUUUUCAU
Molecule: messenger RNA, 9091 nt
Organism: Hyla sarda
Lineage: Eukaryota; Metazoa; Chordata; Amphibia; Anura; Hylidae
Gene: NRP1
Product: neuropilin 1
Exons: 18
Coding region: 527-3307 (926 amino acids)
Biological process (GO): axon guidance; vascular endothelial growth factor signaling pathway; angiogenesis
Cellular component (GO): membrane
Molecular function (GO): semaphorin receptor activity; vascular endothelial growth factor receptor activity
Source: RefSeq, a predicted model, not a curated record